AACAUUUACAAGCUUUUGCAUGCAUGCUCCUCACAGAAGGCGUGGGUGAUUGCUGGAAGACGAAGGCAGAGUGGAAAAGGAGGACACUUGCAGCUGGAGUGAACGGUGCAAGAAUGCCUUGUGGCAUGUUGUGUGCACGCACGGACACACUUCAGGAGUGAGACGUCUGUCCAAAGGUGUAGUCCUCCUCAGACUUGCAGAUAUGGGACUCGGCUUACCCCGGAGGUGGAUUUUCCGAUGCUGGAUGGCGUGCGCCCUUGUCACCUUUUACGCACAGAACGCUGCCUCCAAGUCGUUUCCAUGCGGGGACCAGCAAUAUCUAAAAGGCUCAAAAUGCUGCAACAAGUGUAAACCAGGUUUCCGCGUGUUUGCGGAGUGCAAUGAAUCUCAUCAGACAAAAUGUGUUAAAUGUGGUUAUGGCGAGUACCAGCCCUUCUGGACCCAGGAGACACGCUGCCUCCUGCAAAGGAUUUGUGAUGCAGGUAAAGGUUUCAUGUCCCGGCCAGAAAAUCUGGAGGCUGAGGAGCCUUGUCGCUGUCUUCCCAACUACCAGUGCUCUCCCAUCAACUGUGAGUUUUGUGAAAAGGUUCCCACGUGCCGACCCGGUUACGGACUGGAGGUGGAGCCAGAGCCCACAAACGGCCUAAAGAUGUGUGUUGCGUGUAAAAAGGGAUUCUUCUCUGCUGACGACAACAACACCAAACAAUGCAAACCAUGGACAAACUGUAAGGCGGAAGGCAGGAGUGAGACACGAGCAGGCAGCGCUCACUCUGAUGCGGUGUGUGGACCACCUGUUUCGAGUGCCGCCCCUUCCUGGGUGAUAGUGUCAGUGCUGUCCGUCAUAACCGUCCUUUGUCUCCUCAUCCUCAUCCUCUUCUGCUACAAGGACAAACUCAAGUUACUCUCGGUUAAUCUGCGAUCAUGCGUUCAGAAUCUGAAAAGGACGAGGAUACAGCAGGAGACAUUGGCCCCUCUUUACCAGAGUGGGGCAGCAGGGGGUCUCAAAUACAUCCCGUGUCAGACCACCAAACUGUUGGGCCAAGCCCCCCACGCCCUUGAUGGCGAUCAGCCCCCUUCGAUCCCCUGUACCACCGUCUCACUCCCUCACACACAGCAAAUGACCAAAAAGGAAGGCCUGCAAAGGGAAAUGGCGAUGGAGGAACUGAGUGAAGGGUCCGGGGGUCCAGAGGAGGUGUCUGAAGAAGAGGAACUCACAAGUGUUUCUCCUCUAUUGGCUGCUUCUUGUGUGUGCAGCGUCCCGAUCAAGGAGCCUCUGGAAGUAGGAGAGAAUGAAGAUUGCAGCCAAGCUGUCAGUCCUGGGACCCCCGGGGUUUGCUCUUGUGGGGGUCUACACACAGAAGGUGGAGGGGAAAAGGAGAGUGUUGCGUCUCUUGUCUCCUUUUCACCGCCUCUCCACCGUGCUUCCUCAGUGACUCCUGCGUCCAGCUCUCUUCCUGAGCUCUGCCUGCCGCUGGGCAAGGCUCUUACGAGGCCAGAGGUCAAGGGUCACUUUAAAGACAUGUCCCCUGUGAAGCAGAAGGGAUAUUACAGACUGGCAAGCACGGACUCCGCAGAGAACAGCAAGCCUUCCUCGGUUAGCCUCUUAAAGACCUCCUCCUCUAUUGGAGACCUCUACUCCGAGCAGGGGACCUCCUGGGGGGACAGCAGAGGAAACACGCUCCUGUCUGGAGACAUAGAGCUGAAGUGUCCCCCUCCUGGAAGCCUACAGAGUCAGCUGGCUGAACCAACUCUUACCUCAGGUCAGGUGUCGGGCAACAACAACACCACCUUCAUCUCCAGCGGCCAGGUGGUGAACUUCAGCGGCGACGUCAUCGUUGUCUACGUCGGUCAGACGUCCCUCGGCAGCGACGACGACGCGUUGGACGACGGCUUUGGGCGUCCGGUGCAAGAACAGGCCAGUGACACCGCUCCCUUUUUCCAGAGUGGUAGUUGCCUAAGGUCAGAGGGGGACAAUGUUACCCAGAAGCCCUUGCCGGACGACACGCUGCAGGCCCAAAAAGCCACAGAAUAGUUGAGAAGCACUCAGCCCAGUGCAUGACGGAUAACCUUAAUCGGCAUCAUGUUUUUAUUAUUGAAUGGAAACUUCAAAGGGGUUGUGGUACUAAUAAAACGGAUUAAUUUUCACUUUUGCUGAGUCUCUUACAAAACCUAAUUGUUAUAAAAUCAUCAAAGUACAUAUUUGUAUUCCAGCUAAAGAAAUUUGGUGUUUCUCAGAGUAACUUACUUACUUGGAGAAUAUAUUAUAUAUAGAAAUACAUUUUAUAUAAAUACAAUAAAGAGACACAUCCAUUUUUGGUACGACGCUUGUAUGAAGACUUUUGUUUAUAUUGCACCAAAUGUGCAGUUACUCUUGGGGGGAAAAAAAUGCUGUGCAUUUGAUAAGCUAUUUUUUGUAUUGAAUAUAGAAAUAUAUAUAUUUCAGUAUGUUUCCACAUGCAAGCUUUAAUGAAGAUGAGAAGUUGUUUAUAUUAUAUUGAUUAGUUUGAACCAAAAACAAAAUGUAUAUGCAGUACUUUGUUGACCCGAUUAUAAGACGACCAUGAAUAUAAGACAACUGCUUUUUAGGACUAAAUGAAACUUUUCUUACCUUCCAACUGUUGAGAAAGCCAGGCCCUUUGUAUGUGUGAGUGACAGGAAGAAAUACUCGGACGUACUUUGGGAGAGGUUAACACCACUUUGCAUUUAUAAAUAUUUACACCCUGGAUAUAUAUAUACAGUCGUAGUCAAAAGUUUACAUACACUUGUAAAGAGCGUAAUGUCAUGGCUGUCUUGAGUUUCCAAUGAGUUCUACAACUCUUGUUUUUUUGUGAUAGAGUGAUUGGAGCACUAAUAUGUGGUUACAUGUCCCUUGGCAAGUUUCACUGCAAUAAGGCGCUUAUAGCAAGCUUCUGGUUGAAUUUUUGACCACUUCUCUUGACAAAAGUGGUGCAGUUCAGCUAAAUGUGUUGGUUUUCUGACAUGGAUUUGUUUCUUCAGCAUUGUCCACACGUUUAAGUCUGGCCUUCGGGAAGGCCACUCUAAAACCUUAAUUCUAGUCUGAUCUGACAUUAAAUGGACAAAGAUAAGACCUUCUGGAGCAGGCCUAGGCAAAUAUUUUGACUCGAGGGCCACAUUUAGGGAAAACAUAUGUCUGGGGGCCGGUAUAUCUUUUUUUAAGAACACUUAUUCAAAACCUCACUAUAAUGUCUGAUUGAAUGCUAAAAACGUUAUGACAGACCGCCUUAAAAAACGUAAUGGGAUUUUAAAUUUUUCUAUGAACGAUAAAACACUGAAUAUUCACAAAAUAUAAACAUCACCCCCCUUCUCAAUCUACAUAUUUUAAGUGAAACGCAACAAAAAUGCAACAGUGAAAUAUGAAUGCGAAGGGUACAAAAUAAACCCACCUACAAUCUGAUAUAUCUGAUAUAUCACUAAACUUUAGAACUUUGUCGUGAAAAUCUCCUUCCGCGUCAGAGGAAACACUCCCCAUCCACACUGCUUGGUGCCUCAUCUGAGCUGCUGUGACAUAGAUGACCAUAGUCACUAAUUAGACUACCAUAGUAACUAAUUAGAUUACCAUAGUUAGAUUACCAUAGUAACUAGUAUAUCAUCCACAAGCUAAGAUUCCAAACAUUGAAAUACUUUGUAUAGUUCAAGACUUACGGUUGUUAGAAAACAUGACUGCACAUCAUAAUGGCAGCUACACUUUCCACCUUAAAGAUCUAAAAAAAAUAUUUGGGAAUGUCCGGCGGGCCGGAUUGAAAAGCUUAAAGGGCCGCAUGUGGCCCCCAGGCCUUAAUUUGCCCAGGUCUGUUCUGGAGGAAAGUUCUGAGGUCAGAUGAAACAAAAAUUGAGCUGUUUGGCCACGAUACCCAGGCUAACUAAAGUGCCUUAUUGCAGUGAAACUUGCCAAGGGACAUGUAACCAAAUAUUUUGAGCCCCUGAUUUGAUCACAUUUUCAGUAGACCCAUAAUAAAUUUAAAAAAGAACCAAACUUCAUGGAGGUUUUAUGUGGACAACAAGUAUGUGCCCCAAUUACUCUAUAACAAAAAAAUAAGAGUUUUAGAAAUGAUUGGAAACUCAAGACAGCCAUGACAUUAUGUUCUUUACAAGUGUAUGUAAACAUUUGACCACAACUGUGUGUAUGUGUGUAUAUAUAUAUAUAUAUAUAUAUAUAUAUAUAUAUAUAUAUAUAUAUAUAUAUAUACGUACACAACAGGCAUCACCAUCUUAUAUUUGUCUUAUAUUCAGGUCAACACGGUCAUUGUUUCCAUGUAUGUGUGAUGAUCAUAAUGAUAGCAGCAAUGGAUGACGAUAUGAAUAUUUUUGACUGAAAUUAAAAUGUUUUGCAUCUAA
This is a messenger RNA of Nerophis ophidion (straightnose pipefish), 4356 nucleotides long. RefSeq names its product tumor necrosis factor receptor superfamily, member 11a, NFKB activator (gene tnfrsf11a). The transcript has 10 exons. Lineage: Eukaryota; Metazoa; Chordata; Actinopteri; Syngnathiformes; Syngnathidae. The record is from RefSeq and is a predicted model, not a curated record. The coding region runs from base 203 to 2032 and encodes 609 amino acids. Gene Ontology annotation, biological process: positive regulation of bone resorption; ossification; response to interleukin-1. Gene Ontology annotation, cellular component: external side of plasma membrane. Gene Ontology annotation, molecular function: cytokine binding; tumor necrosis factor receptor activity.